Funneliformis mosseae is the source of this 231-nucleotide messenger RNA. Lineage: Eukaryota; Fungi; Glomeromycota; Glomeromycetes; Glomerales; Glomeraceae. The record is from the annotation of a GenBank genome assembly.
ACUGACAACAAGACUGCGCAGGCUCAAUCCAUUCAACAUUUGUGGAAUUCUGGGAUUACGAAUGCAGCCAAAAUAAGACGUAGAACAAAUAUAUCAAGGUCCACAAUAUAUUUCAACUUGGUAAAAUUGAAAAAAACUGGAAGCAUCUUCCACAAAAAUGCCCCGGUCGCCCCCAAAAAAUCACUUCAGAGAGCUCAAAAGCUCUUAGGCAGUAUAUUAGAAAAAAUCUAG